Molecule: messenger RNA, 390 nt
Organism: Caenorhabditis bovis
Lineage: Eukaryota; Metazoa; Nematoda; Chromadorea; Rhabditida; Rhabditidae
Source: the annotation of a GenBank genome assembly
AUGAAGUUGCUCAUACUCAUUGCUGCUGUUGUAUUGCUCGCGGCCGCCUAUGGAUACCCGGGGCCCAUGAUGGCCAAGGAAGGAGCCACCAAUUUCGAGCUCCAACUUGACAUCAGACCAGUCAAAUCGAUUAUUCGAACCGUGAAGACCGGAAAGCAGAUCUGGAAUUUCUCGGGACCAAAUAAGGGCCAAUGGGUUGAUGAGAAAGGAAAGAAAAUCGAGUCGUCCAAUUAUUCCAUCAAAAGCCCGGCGACGCUUGUUAUCAAGAAAGUCACCAAGGCCGACGCCGGAAUUUACGACUAUGAGGAAAGACCGGAAGAUAUUAUGACACCACCGCCGGGAGUUCACGUCGAUCCUGGAAUGCGCGGAUACAAAUUGGAUGUUUUGUAA